This is a messenger RNA of Malus domestica (apple), 1377 nucleotides long. RefSeq names its product putative RING-H2 finger protein ATL69. Lineage: Eukaryota; Viridiplantae; Streptophyta; Magnoliopsida; Rosales; Rosaceae. The record is from RefSeq and is a predicted model, not a curated record. Gene Ontology annotation, molecular function: transferase activity. Gene Ontology annotation, biological process: protein ubiquitination.
CACAAUGAAGAGUUCACGGCGGAGCCAUAUGCAUCAGCCCCUGGUGUCGACGUUGGCUACGGUAUAGCCAUUACCGUCAACAUCCUCGUCAUUAUCUCCGCCAUCAUGCUCGCUUGUUACGUCUGCGUUAAAGUCAAAGGCUCAACCGGUAGAGGCCACACAUGUGAUGCCACUUCUAACUACUAUGAAGACCGCAACCACCGCUUCUCCACUAUAAGCAACUCAACGGAGCCUGUGGUGGUCCUCAUGGGCCUCGACGACCCUAUCAUUGACUCGUACCUAAAGUUGGUACUCGACGAAAGCCAGCGGCUCCCUCAGCGCAACGACGCCGUGUGCUCCAUUUGCUUGUCCGAUUACAAGCCUAAGGAUCAAGUACGGUGCAUUCCGGACUGCCACCAUUGUUUCCAUGCAGAAUGCGUCGAUGAGUGGCUUCGCAUGAGCACCACGUGCCUGGUUUGUAGAAAUUCUCCGGCUCCGUCGGCUGGUCCAAGCCCUCUGUCCGAUUUGGUGCCAUUGGCCUUCAAUGCCAGGGUAUUCAUCUUCAAAUCACCGUGUGAUCUGGAUUCAAAUUUUCUCAUGUACGCAGUAGGCGUAGUGCGCACCAACAACCUGCAAUUGUCGACCACCAACUUCUGAAAAAGAUAAAACUUUCAUAAUGAAGGGGAAUGCAUGUUCCCACCAUGCUCCCUUUCUGAAAAAUCCACGAGAAAAGCAAUGAAGGAGAUAAGAUCAUUUUCUUUAUUAUUUUAUUACUUUAUCAUUAUUUUGAUAAGAUCAUUUUGCUUUACAUCUGUAUGUAAAUUCUUUAACAGGAGACCACAUCAUGCAUUUGCUUUACAACGUUUAUAUCUGCAUUUGCUUUACAGCUUUUGCUUUACAAUUAGCAAUAUGUUAUCUACUUUUAUGAUAUGUGUAUAUAUAGUGCAUCCCCAUUGUCAUUACAUUAAAGUUACACGACUACUGUUGUGUGCACUGUACGAGAGGAAACAUCAUUAUGUUUUUUUAAUAUCAUUAUCUAUUUAAUAUUUUAUUGUUAUUAUAUAUGAUAUUUGUUACAAGUGUCGGCCACUUUCGUUUAAAAUAAACAUAACUUUAAUCAUUUCCGAAUACUUUAUUCAUCAUUUAAAUGUUAGGAUGAAACUUUAAUCAUACGUGAGUAUAAUAUGUACCCAUUAUCCCACUGUUUGGAAAAAACACACGAGGAAGAUAAGAGCAUCUUUAUAUUCCUUUACAGCCCAUUAGUUAAAUUAUUAUAUGUGACCAUCAUUCAUGUCUGACAGCCCACUACACCAUUCACAUUAUAUAAUUAUUUUAUCACCUCAUCUGACAAAAUUGGAUAUCAACAACUUGAAUGAAAAUAAUAUAUAUAUAUAUAUA